Molecule: messenger RNA, 1309 nt
Organism: Magnolia sinica
Lineage: Eukaryota; Viridiplantae; Streptophyta; Magnoliopsida; Magnoliales; Magnoliaceae
Product: protein SLOW GREEN 1, chloroplastic
Exons: 1
Coding region: 120-1097 (325 amino acids)
Molecular function (GO): protein binding
Source: RefSeq, a predicted model, not a curated record
CCCUCUAAUAUAACCUUUUAAAGGAAAACUCCCUCUCGAGCUGCCGGCUUCAACAAAAACCAGCAUCGUUAAAUUCCUUCCCAUUUCUCUCCUUUCUUCCCAAAAUCCCCCAAAAAACUAUGGCAUCUUUCACCACCACAUCUCUAAUUCAUGCCCAAAAACCCCUUCCCCUUCCCUUCUCCCACUCAAAACCCUUACCAAAAACCCACUCUCUUAACUUUUCUUUCCCAAAAUCCCCCAAAACCAACCCUAGUAUUAGUGUCAGGGCUUCUUCUUCUCAUCCUCCAAAACCCUCCCCAAACCCUCUCCUCCAAGCACUAAAAUCCACCUCCAAAACCCUAAUCCUCUCCGCUGCUGCCGCCGCUUUCAUCAUCGGAAAAUCCUCCCAAUUUCCCGCCAACGCUGAACCUCCGGUUUCAGUUGCUGAAGAGAAACUGGAAGAAUCGGAAUCCGAUCAAUCGCCGCUCUCGGAAUUCCUCGAAUCCCACACUGACGCUGUCGACUCCUUGAAAUCCCUCCUUCAGCAGAAGCUCGAAGCCGGCGAGGACUCCGAAGCGCUGACGAUCCUGAAACGCCUUGCCUCAGCCCAGCCGUCGCAGCUUGACUGGAAAUUCCUCAUGGCUCGCCUCUUCAACGAGAUGGGUGAGACGUCGGAGGCACGGAGAGUCUUCGAAGAGAUCCUGGCCGUCAAUCCCCUCUCCUUUGAAGCGCUCUUCGAGAAUGCGCUGCUGAUGGACCGGUGCGGAGAGGGCGAUGCGGUGAUCCAACGGCUGGAAGAGGCUCUGAUUAUUGCAAAAUCAGAGGAGAAAGAGAGAGAGGCGCGGGACGUCCGUCUGAUUAUGGCGCAGAUCCAGUUCCUGCAGAAGAACGUGGAGGAGGCACUGAGAAGUUAUAGGGAGCUAGCGGAGGAGGAUCCUAAGGAUUUCCGGCCGUAUUUCUGCCAGGGUGUGAUUUACAGCCUUUUGGAUAGGAACAAGGAGGCGAGGGAGCAGUUCUCAAAGUAUCAUGAGCUGUCGCCAAAGAAGUUUGAGGUGGAGGGAUUCUUGCAGACGCCGCUGUCGAGGAUGAAACUUUUCGGGUCAGAUUCAGAGAAUUGACAAAAUACACAUAACAGAGAAAUUGAAUAAUUGAGGAGGUGAGUUUUUCUUCAGUUUCUUUAUAACGCGAAGAGAGCCUCUGCGAAAAAUUUUGUACCGUUUCUCGUUUUUCUGUUAAGCUUAUAGUAAUGAUGUUGAAUAACGAUGACAGAUUUGCAGGAAAUGUAACAGAGAAAUCUUUUUGAAUUUUAAAGGCCAUAUUAUAUAGUUCA